ACGUCCGUCCAGCUCGUUAUGCAAACAUGUUCCGAACUCAUGACCUUAAUCAUUGAAAAGUGAAAAGAUUUUAUCCAACGCAGCUCUUCCUCGUUCUUCCCCUCGCGACUGCCAGUCCGCCGCUUAUUGUUACCAGUCUCAUCAGCCCUGUCGACCGGGCAAUUAUCGCCGAAUCUGCGAUGUAACGAUCCUUACCAUAAAUCGCCGAUAACGAUUGAAAUCGCGGGCCGGCUUUAGCACCGAUUUAAGGUCACGCGUGACAGAAUGUCGAACCCUUUCGGCCGUAUCUGCGCUCAGUUUGCGUCAGGCUUGAAAUCGCGAACGAUCAGGAUGGUAGCAAGUGCGCAGGCAGCACCGUUGCAAGAGCAGGCAUUAGAGGAGCGUUGCAUCCUAGUCGAUCAGGCGGAUAGGCCUCUGGGCGAAGCGUCAAAAAGGGACUGCCACCGGGUGAAUGAUCAGGGCCAGGUGCUGCUCCACAGGGCCUUCAGUGUGUUUCUGUUUAACAGCAAGGGCGAGCUUUUGCUCCAGAAGAGGUCAGCUAACAAGAUCACAUUCCCCAGUCACUACACGAACACCUGUUGCAGCCACCCGUUAGCCGAGAUCCCAGACGAAACUGAAGAAGACGAAGCUUUAGGCAUCAGGCGAGCUGCCCGCCGUCGCCUCAGCUACGAACUGGGUAUCCCUAAAUCCGAGAUCCUUCCGUCAGACUUCUUCUAUCUAACAAGGAUCCACUACCAUGCGACAAACGGUUGCUGGGGUGAGCACGAGAUCGACUACGUCCUCUUCAUGCAAAAGGACAGCCUUACGCUUGACCCGAAUCCCGAUGAGGUCAGUGAACUCUCUUGGGUCUCCCAGGACCAGAUCAACGAGUUCGUUAAAAACCUUGAUUCCCCGUUGAGCCCUUGGUUCAAAUUGAUCCUGAAGCAUAGAUUACCCGAUUGGUGGAGCAACCUGAGCGCUCUAGAGGAGAUGAAGGAUCACAACACGAUACAGAGGUUCGUUUAACGAACGGGCCCGCCUCGCUAGGCUAGCUAUUCUGGAGGAUAGAUGAAGUCGGACAUGGACGUGAGUGUUAUAACACGGCCCUCGGCGAAGAAUUAGGUGGCAACACUUGAAUCGUAUAAAUUGAAUAUUGUCACGCGAAGCCCAUGUCUGGAUUAAGUAAUUCCAAUGUAUAGGGUGAAUCGAUAGAAAUCGUAAUGCGAAAUAAGUUGGUGUUAACACGUUCACGACGGCUUAACCACCGGUGGUACGGUUAUUCAUAUCUGACUUAAAAAACAGCAUGUGUACCAUUGGUAGGACGUAGACAUGUGAAAAAACAAAACUGGAAGCUCAAAAAUUUGGAUAUAUUAUGAGGCCCAAAUUUUGGAUUUACUAUAAGG
Molecule: messenger RNA, 1382 nt
Organism: Ceratina calcarata
Lineage: Eukaryota; Metazoa; Arthropoda; Insecta; Hymenoptera; Apidae
Gene: Idi
Product: Isopentenyl-diphosphate delta isomerase
Exons: 4
Coding region: 265-1005 (246 amino acids)
Biological process (GO): isoprenoid biosynthetic process; isopentenyl diphosphate biosynthetic process
Cellular component (GO): cytoplasm
Molecular function (GO): isopentenyl-diphosphate delta-isomerase activity
Source: RefSeq, a predicted model, not a curated record